Molecule: messenger RNA, 2914 nt
Organism: Penaeus vannamei (Pacific white shrimp)
Lineage: Eukaryota; Metazoa; Arthropoda; Malacostraca; Decapoda; Penaeidae
Source: RefSeq, a predicted model, not a curated record
AGUCGAAGUGAACCCCGGACCGUUCUUCCGUUCUUCCGAAGCCGUUCUGCCCACGAGCCCAGAAGACGCUAACACAACCAUGGAGCGAAACAUACCACAUGUUCUCGACGUGUUCUCCUGUUCUCCGAGGGCGAGGAGACGUGUUCACGCGACUGAUCUCGACCAGAUGGCGCGGCAGAUGAAGGAGGCGGCGGACCUCGGCCAGAAGAACCCGGGCAACGACUCCGCCGUGUCCGUUGGCUCCAGCGAGGAGGACGACGAGGCCAGCAUUUCCAAGUACUUUGAUUACCUGAAUGACGACGACCCGAAGAACGGCAGCGUUUCCAGGAGGAAGAAGAAGAAGAAGGGCCAGGGAAGUGGGAAGGAGAACAAUAACCAAGGGGGAGGAGGGAAGGAGAAUAACAAGGAAGGAAAAGAGAAGGGGGGCGGGAAUCACAAUAACAACCACAGUAAUGAGAGCAAGGAUCAGGGCAAGAGAGACCAGUCCUCUGAACGCCAGAGCCGCAAGGGAGAGUACGAGAAGGACAUCAGGCACAUUGAACGCCAUCUGUCCAUGAAGAAGACGAUCCGCAAGAAGAUGAUGCGAGACCUCCAGCAGGCCUUCGUCGAGGACCCCGGGGAGUUCCAGCAGGACCCCAACAGGAUGGCUCCGGAGAAGAAGAACAACAUCGACAUCCGUAAUUUGACCUUUUCCAAGAGUCGCCUCUCCAAGUCUGAACACAACUUCCUCGACAUGCUCAAGGACGAGAAUGCCAAGGAGAAGGAAAAGAAGGACCGCAAGGGGAUUUUGGGAUACAAGAACAACAAGAACAGAGAGUCUUCCAAGGAGGUUUUGAAGGACGAUGACUCAGGCAAUGGGUCGCCGACGAGGGAGCCAUCUAAGGAAGAAAAGGAGGUGGUGAAGGAGGAAAAGAAGGUCGGCUUUUGGAAGAAGCUAACAGGAAAGGGGAAGAGCAAGCGAUGAGGGCUUGUCUGGCAAAGGCGAUCCAACAUAAAACUGACUGUGAUAACCUUCCUGUGCCUAAUGUUUUCUCUUGUGAGCGUCAACUGUUAAUGUUACAUCAUUGUGACUAUUUAUCCUGUUUGUUCUUCCUAUGAAAUCAGAAUCCGUUUUCUUGUUCAAUAAGUAUCAGAUAGAUUUGGGGUGAUUUAUAGUCGAAUACUAAAUAUGAAAUUAUACCACAAUAAAUACAGUUCCUAUUUCCCCUGCAUUCUUUUAUCACAUUAAAACAUUCCAUUUUGGAUAUCGUUCCAUUCACUCACAUCAACCCACAAAUUGUAUUUCAAAAAAUACUCUGGUGGUACUUGCCUUGAGGCAUUUUUUCCUCCCUGUCUUGUCUUUGUCUUGCCUUUUUGUAGGAUUAUAUAAAAUGAAAAACCUUUCUGUGUUGUGUGUAUAUAUUCUGAUUUUUUUUGUAUCGAGGAAAGGGUGUCUAUACAAUUCAGAAUAGUUUUCUAACUACAUUAUGUGUAUGUAAUACAAGUUUUAUAAGGCCUUUCUUGUGUAAUUCAAUAUAUAAUCGAUGCAAAUCAGAAAUGACCAUGGAUAUUGGUAGUUAGAAUAAUAGUUUAGUUUUGCACAUGUGGCUUUAGAUACUUGUUUUUAUGUCUGUUUUUAUACUGUAACCCAUGUAUUUUUGUGUAUCAUAUAAAAGCUGUAGAAUGCUGUUAUUGGGAUUCCAAGGUGUUCAUUCAACCUUUAUGACUCGUUCAUAAAUGUUAUUUUGAAUAUGUGGGAAGAAGAGAUAUUACAAUUCCCAGAUCCCCCCCUUGAAAAAAGGUACUCCCAACUGAAAUUGUUGUCCUUAAAUUAUAUUAUUCAAACAUCCUUUAAAGCAUGAAGAAUAAAGGUAACGCUACAUUUCUCAUGGGAAGGACAAUAGAUUCAGUGGCUGUACUUUUAGCCUGCUGGUGGUGUAGUGCCAAUAGCUGACGCCUGAUUUGUGGUAGGGAUGUUUUAACAAUACGUUUUCUAUGUGAAAGUUGUAUAUAUUUUGUUUGACUUAAAUAGCCACUUCCAUUUGAUGUCACAAUAGAUGAGAUGGAUUGUGGACAUGUCGCAUGAUGAGCAAUUUCACUGUCAGCAAUUAUAAGAACGGUUAAUCACACAGCUUGACAGGAUAUUUGGCAGAGUAUUCAAAUGUAAGGAAAGUGUUUGUAAUUUCCAGAAUGCAUUUUCCUUGAAGCAUAUUGGAAUCUAUUAAUCUGUGAAGAAAUAGGUGGGUAAGUUUUUUGAAAAUGUGAAUAUGUACUUAUAAUCUUGUGCGAGUUACUGUGUGUGCAAAUACAACAGAAUCCAACUUUUUUUAAAGUUGUCUGUCAACAGUUGCAAACUCCACUGAGAAACAAAGAAGUAUUUACCCGAGAUAACCAUUAUGAAUGAAGGGAGUAAAAUGAUAUUCAGUAUUACGUUGCAAGAUGUAAAUGGUGACAGGAGAAAAUUGAAGAAUUCUUGGUAAAUAUUGCUUGUAUGAACAUUCUCUACUUAGAUGGAUGCAAGGAAUGUAGUUACAACAUAUAAACCUUUACCUAAAUAAACCUUUAAUGUCUCAUUAGAAAAUUUUGAUAAUUGGGAGUCAAAUUAUCAACAAAAGAGGCAUGGGACAUGAAGGUUCAAAAUAAAUUAAUUAGAUUAAAUGUCUAGUAAUGUGAUAAUAAUAUGAUAGCCUUUAUUGUACACCUGAGACAGGCUUUAAUUGGACAAGAGAAUAUCUGUUUGGAAUAAAUCCCAAAUUAAAUGGAAUAAUGCAUUCAAGUGUUUCAAGAGUUGCUUUGGAAACUUAUGCUUAUUAAAUAUACAUGGAAAGAGGAAUGAUUAAAAACAACAAAAAAAUGUAUGGAUAGUAGGCUGGCAUUGUUAUGUAGUAUGAUAAUUGUAAAAUGGUGAAUAUAAAUAAAAUCUGCUGUUCAUUUA